Molecule: messenger RNA, 5208 nt
Organism: Ostrinia furnacalis (Asian corn borer)
Lineage: Eukaryota; Metazoa; Arthropoda; Insecta; Lepidoptera; Crambidae
Product: multidrug resistance-associated protein 4
Exons: 25
Coding region: 190-4365 (1391 amino acids)
Biological process (GO): transmembrane transport
Cellular component (GO): membrane
Molecular function (GO): ATP binding; ABC-type transporter activity; ATP hydrolysis activity
Source: RefSeq, a predicted model, not a curated record
GACAGUUUGCGUUUGCUUCGCACAUAGCUCGUGAGCGCACGCGCGAACACCGCACGGCGACUGCGCCUCGACAGUGGUUACAGUAUUACAAUAAAAAUGUUGAUCUGUUAAAUUAAUUUGAGUGUUUAAAAUAGACAGUUACAGUUUUGUUAAUAGUUUAUUGUUUGUAAUUAAAAAAAAACUGACAAAAUGGUUAGUGGAAAGGAUCCCAGCGACCUGAAAAAGAUUCCGCCGAAGGAGCGGGAAAAGAAAACCAACAACUACAUGCGCGCGAAUUUUCUGUCGCGGUCAUGGUUCGUGUGGAUGAUGCCGACGUUCUGGAGAGGGUUCAAGCGAGACCUGUACGAUGCUGACCUCACCAAGCCUAAAGACAACCACCUCUCUGACAAACUAGGAGAUCGCCUGGAAAAAAAAUGGUUGGAAGAAAUAGCAUUGGCAAGCAAAAAAGGCCGCAAGCCUUCACUUCUGCGCGCCAUGGCCAAAACCUUCUGGAGAAGCUACGCGCCCUCUGGCAUUAUGUUCCUCAUCCAAGCCCUGUUCCUCAAACCAUUUCAACCAGUGGCGCUAAGUAUGAUGCUGGCCUACUGGGAGCCAGGAUCGGACAUGACAUACGAACAGGCCGUGUACUGCGCCUCGGCUGUCAUCUUCAUGUCCCUGCUCAUCGGCUUCCUCAACCACCACGGUUCCUACUCCACCCAGCAGUUUGGCAUGAAAGUCAGGAUCGCGGCCUGCUCGCUUAUUUAUAGAAAGGUCAUGCGCAUGAGUUCUGGCGCCCUCGCGCAGACGACGGCGGGGCAAGUCGUCAACCUGUUGUCUAACGACGUGAACCGGUUCGAUUAUGCGUUCAUCUACACUCACUUCAUCUGGCUGCUCCCUCUGCAAGUUGUCAUCGUGUGCUACCUCAUAUACCUGAAGAUCGGCUAUGCUGCGAUUGUUGGAGUCGUCGGCAUCGUCCUACAAACUAUCCCAGUGCAAUCUUACAUGAGCAAAUUGGCCGCACGGCUACGGAUGAGGACCGCUUGUAAAACCGACGAGCGCGUGCGCAUUAUGGACGAAAUCAUUAGUGGCAUGCAGGUGAUAAAAAUGUACGCCUGGGAAAAGCCGUUCGAGCAAGUGGUGGCUUUAGCCCGCAAGAAUGAGAUCAAGUGCAUCACCUCCGCGUCCUACCUCCGAGGGGUGUACCUUAGCUUCAUGGUGUUCACCGAACGACUGUCCCUGUAUAUCACCCUGCUCACCUACUCGCUCUUCGGCUACCAAGUCACCGCUGACAUCGUUUUUCCACUGGCACAGUUCUACAACACCCUGCAAGGAACCCUUUCGAUUAUCAUGUCGAACGCCGUCUCGUUUUUGGCCGAGGCGCUGAUUUCAGUGCAGCGCCUAGAGGCGUUCAUGCUGCUCGACGAACGCGAGGACCUCAGGAGUGUGGCCGACGUGGACAUAGCCAAACUGGUCCAGAGCGUGGAGAGGAAGAAACAAAAGAACCUCAGCGAAGAAGACCUCUGCCAGAACACGUUCAAGAAAAUCGACGAAGAUGGCAUAUUCAACCCAGGUUUCGACUGCAACGAGAAGGGUCUGCUGAAGAAGACUCUAAGCUCCAUGACGGUGGGAGCAGACGUGGGUAUUCUCCUUCAAGACGUGAACGCGAGCUGGACUGAAGACGGACCGGUGACGCUGCGCAACGUCAACAUUACUGUGCCGAAGGGAAAACUUUGCGCAAUCAUUGGCUCAGUUGGGUCUGGAAAGAGUUCCAUUCUGCACCUGCUGUUGAAUGAGCUUCGGUCGACCAGCGGCAAGAUAUACCUGUCAGGGCCGCUCUCCUACGCUAGCCAGGAGCCCUGGCUUUUCGUCGCUACCGUCCGCCAAAAUAUCCUUUUUGGCCUUCCUUACAACUCCAAGAAAUACAAAGAGGUGGUCAGAGUUUGCGCCCUACAAAAAGACUUCCAGCAAUUCCCUCAUGGCGACCAAACGUUGGUGGGCGAAAGAGGCGCAUCUUUGUCUGGAGGUCAAAGGGCGCGAAUCAAUCUCGCCCGUGCUGUGUACAGACAGGCGGAGGUUUACCUUUUGGACGACCCACUAUCAGCAGUGGACGCGCACGUGGGUAGACAGCUGUUCGACGAGUGCAUCGGAGGGUACCUUCGUCACACCACUAGAGUGCUGGUCACGCACCAGCUGCACUACCUCAAGGCUGCCGACUACAUCGUUAUAUUGAACAACGGAGCUGUAGAUGCUAAAGGGACGUACGAUGAACUAGUAGAUUCUGGCAAAGACUUCGCAAAAUUAUUAUCGUCUACUCAGGAUGAUGAUGAUGACAAGAAAGACGCUGAAAAACCACCUCCAAUGCCAAGAAGAACAUCUUCAAGGCUAUCUACCACCCGUCGGCCGUCCCUCACAGAAUCAACCGGAGGUUGUGAGGUCGCGCAAGAGAUGGAAGAAGAAGAGAGGGAAUCAGGCUCUAUGGGAUGGCACGUCUAUGGUGCCUACCUGAGAGCGGGAGGGAAGACCGGCCGCCUCGUGUUCAUGGUGCUAUUGCUAUUCGUGGGACAACUAUCCGCAACUCUUUGUGACUAUUGGGUCACUUUCUGGACAAAUGAGGUAACGAGAAUGAAAGAAAGAGAAAGCAAUGGCACGAAAAUUGACUAUGAUACAGUCAUUGUGCCAAGAAAUAGCACCUUCAACUUAUCCAGUUACUUCUCCGGAAUAAAAAUGAAACCAGAUAUGGACAUCCACGCCUACAUAGGACCGCUAGACACGUCUCAGUACCUCUACGUGUAUUCGGCGCUCAUCGUGUGCUGCAUCUUCUUCAUCACGGCGCGCGCGUUCAUGUUCUUCAAGGUGUGCAUGACCGCCUCCAGGAACCUCCACAAUGAUAUGUUCCAUUCCAUGCUGAGAGGCGUCAUGAGGUUCUUCGACUCUAACUCUUCAGGGCGUAUUUUGAACAGAUUCUCUAAGGAUAUCGGAGCAUUGGAUGAACUUCUUCCUCGAUUCUUGUUGGAAUGCAUUCAGAUUUACUUGGUGAUGUUCAGUAUAUUAGCUCUGAACGCUGCUGCUCUUGUAUGGACCUUACUGCCGACCACGAUUAUCCUGCUGCUAUUUUACACUAUACUACAAAUCUACCUCAAAUCAGCGCAGUCUAUUAAACGGCUGGAAGGCACAACCCGCAGUCCAGUAUUCUCGCACAUGUCGGCAACGCUGAACGGCAUUAGCACCAUACGCUCCGCUGGCGCCCAACAAAGACUGAUAAAGGAGUUCGAUAGGUUUCAGGACAUUCACACAUCCACGUGGAGCAGUUACUUGGCGAGCGGCGUGACGCUCGGCUUUUGGCUCGACUUCAUCUGUGUGCUCUACCUUGCCAUAGUCAUAGUCGCCUUCCUAGUCAUAGAUAGCAAGACAAUAUUCUCCGGCAAUGUGGGCCUGGCGAUAUCCCAGACUCUCAUCCUGACAGGCAUGCUGCAGUUUGGGGUGCGACAGACGGCCGAAGUCAUCUCGCAGAUGACCAGUGUGGAGCGGAUUCUGCAGUACACCCACAUUGAACGCGAGAAGCAGUGGGACAAAGGCGAACGUGAAACGCCCAAAGGCUGGCCGUGGCGCGGACGCAUCGAAUUCCGCAACUGUUACAUGAAGUACACCCCUGAAGACUUGCCCGUGCUCAAAAACCUCAACCUGGUGCUAGAAAGCGGAUGGAAGGUGGGCAUAGUAGGCCGCACGGGUGCCGGCAAAUCCUCACUGAUCUCGUCGCUGUUCCGACUGGCCAUCGUCGAAGGCGAGGUGCUAAUUGACGACAUCGACACCAAAUACCUUGCCUUACAAGAGCUACGUUCGAACAUCUCCAUCAUACCCCAAGAGCCAGUGCUGUUCUCGGCGACAGUUCGCUACAACCUGGACCCCUUCAACAACUACGAUGACGACCAGCUCUGGAAGGCACUUGAAGCCGUGGACCUCAAAACGGCAGUGCCAGCGCUAGACUUCAAGGUGUCUGAAGGUGGAUCGAACUUCUCGCUCGGGCAGAGACAGCUGGUGUGCCUGGCGCGAGCCAUCCUGCGCGGGAACCGAAUCCUCGUGCUUGAUGAGGCCACCGCGAACGUCGACCCUAAAACGGACGAGUUCAUCCAGAGAACGAUACGAACUCGUUUCGCGGACUGCACGGUGCUGACGGUGGCACACCGGCUCAACACCAUCAUGGACUCCGACCGCGUCAUGGUGAUGGAUGCCGGACGCCUCGUCGAGUUCGACCACCCCCACAACCUGCUCAAUAACCCCAACUCACACUUCACCAAAAUGGUGCAAGAAACCAGUGACAAAAUGUCUGCGCAACUCCACCAAAUCGCGAAAGACACCUUCAUCAAAAACGGCGGCGUCAUAGAGUAAGCCUUUAGCCAAUAGUUUGUAAGCCCCGAUUGUAUAGUUAAAUGUGUUGCGUAAGAAUGCCUAUGUAUAAGAGUCAAUGAAUGGCGUAUGUUAGGGACACCCUGUUGCAAUAUAUUGUCUGAAAUUAGUUCUGCGUUAUUAAUUUUUUAUCAUCCCUACGUGAGUAUUAUUUGGUUCUUAAUAAAAGAAUGUCUACACAUGCCUAUGCCAAAAUAAUUGUUUUCAGUAUGUAUUACUUUCGCUUUUACGUAGGUAAUGUAGGUAUUAGUAGCGACGAGUUGGCACUUGGCAGAGGGUGGAACUUUGCUCUCUAGUGUUACACUCGGACGGUUUUAAAAUACACUUUUAUUAUUAUGUUAUUCCUUAAAAUAUAAAUGAUUCGCUUCGUUAAGCGCUGUAUUUGUGUGCUUAUAUUUUGAAUGUACCCACACUGUAUCGCAUAGGUAGUUAUCAAUUGAUUAGUAGUCAUAAUCAAAGCAGUAGAAAAGUCGAUAAACAAGCUAGAUAUUUGACCUGAUAUUUUGUGCCAAGUAAGUGCCACAUAAAUAAACCACAUUCAUUAGCAAUAAUAUAAAAUCGAGGUCAUUAUUGCAUAACCGCAUUUUAAACUCAUAAUGCUGGUGUUUCCUUAAAAUGUUGAACUGUUAUUUUGAAGCAACAUAAUAUGGAAUAAUAAUUUUAGUAUCAAUGUAAGAAUUUUAGUUUUAAUCAAACAACAGGCAAAACUGUGUUAUUUAUUAUAAUAUAAUGUGUUAUACGACAAACAAUUCAUUUCAAAUGAUAUACCAUUGUAAAUGCCAUAGAGGUUAUCCUCGAACAAAAUAUAUAAAAAUCAUUUUAAAA